Fonsecaea multimorphosa CBS 102226 is the source of this 1413-nucleotide messenger RNA. RefSeq lists its product as uncharacterized. The transcript has a single exon. Lineage: Eukaryota; Fungi; Ascomycota; Eurotiomycetes; Chaetothyriales; Herpotrichiellaceae. The record is from RefSeq and is a predicted model, not a curated record. The coding region runs from base 1 to 1413 and encodes 470 amino acids.
AUGUCCUUCAGUGGGAAGACACCAGAAUCGCUUCUCCCACGAUCAGACUCGAGAAACCCAGCUACCACCUGCAGAGGCAUCACCACGACCGGAAGGCCUUGCCGUAGACCUCUUGCUGCCUCCCCCAAGAACUCUUCUACGCCCUCACCAAGUCGAGGGAACGGCGUCCUCGCCGUGCUGGAUGAGCAGCAUGCAGCGGCUUUCUAUUGCUGGCAGCACAAGGACCAGGCAGAGCAAUUGGCAGCUCAGGGAGGGCGGACAAGUCUGUACCCGUUGAAAGAAAGAUCGAGCAUUGAUACGCUGAUUGAGCAAGUGGGCAUACUCGAUUUGGAGGAGAAUGUGCCAAAGCGCCACCAUCGGCGACAGAUUGCAGAAAGCGUGAAGCGUCGAGACACGUUGCCGUCAGGUUGGAACCAAAUGGAGAGUCCGUUGAUGACCGUGCCGGAUGAAGUGGUACAUCCCAGGCGACCCAGACGACGCCCUCCCCCACCUCCGCAGUCGAACGUGAAACUCUCUUGGGCCUGCUGCAUCCAAGCAGACCAUGAUGAUGAUUUGCCUCCUGUGAGGGUCCGGAGGGACGAUAGGGACAGGCUUCCUCGACCUCAUACAGACGCGAGGCGACCAUCGUCUGGGAGACCCGAAAUGCGGCAGUCACAUACCACCACCACACGACCAAAGCCAAGUCCCGCCCCUUCUCAGACCCAGACACUCCUCUCGCUCAUCCCACCUAACCUCUCGCCUCAGAUCACCUCGCAGUUGCUCGCUGAGCUGUCCCGCCCCAUCUCGGCUGCGGAUGAGGCCGGAUAUAUUUACAUCUUCUGGCUCACACCGGAAUCCGAGAUGUCCAAACCUGACGACGAGACAGCCUCGUCUCUUCUGGACGAUGACGAGGAUAACCUUGGCGAUAGCGGCGGCGGCAUGUACAACCGUAGCUUGCAGAGGACAAACCAGGCUCUUGCGCGCUACGCCUCCGUCCGCCGGCCGUCGAAUCAAGUUCAGGCAAAACGCACCAUCACGCUCAAAAUCGGCCGCGCUGCCAACGUCCACAGGCGCAUGACUCAAUGGACCAAGCAGUGUGGGCAGAAUAUCACGUUGAUACGAUACUAUCCGCACAACAACGGCGCCUCCGGCAACACCCACACUCCUCGCAGACCUCCUCCCGCUGCUGCAGCAGCUGGAUCAACGAGUGCAGCUCCUCCAUCUCCUCAGAGCCACAGUACCAAGGUCUCGCACGUGCACAAAGUCGAACGACUCAUUCACCUGGAACUCUCGCAGAAGAAAGCCAUCAAGAGCGAAUGCGAGCAGUGUGGGCGCGAACACAAGGAGUGGUUCGAGAUCGAGGCCACACGCGAGGGCUUGAGGGGCGUGGACGAGGUGGUCAGACGGUGGGUUGCAUGGGCAGAGAGACAGUAA